AUGGCCGACGACAUUAUCGAGGUCCCCGACGAGAUCUCCUCGGCCGAGGCCAACCAGGUCAUCAACGAGGAGUACAAGAUCUGGAAGAAGAACACGCCGUUCCUCUACGACACGGUCAUCACGCACGCCUUAACGUGGCCCUCGCUCACCUGCCAGUGGCUGCCAGACCGCGAGGUUCCCAAGGAUGCCGACUACACGAUCCACCGCAUGAUCCUCGGCACCCACACCUCGGGCCAGGCCGACGACCACCUCAUGAUCGCCGAGGUGCACCUCCCCAAGUCGGGCCUCGACGGUGCCGGACGUGACAUUGGCGAGCUGUACGACGAGGACCGCCAGGAGCUCGGCUCGCACACCAAGACGUCGGCGCGCAUCCGCGUCAAGCAGACCAUCAACCACAAGGGCGAGGUCAACCGCGCGCGCUACAUGCCGCAGAACCCUGAUCUCAUCGCGACCAAGACUGUGGACGGCCCCGUCUUCAUCUUUGACCGCACCAAGCACGAGACCAAGGCGCCCGCCGGCGGCGAGUGCAAGCCCGACAUCAGGUUACUGGGCCAGACCAAGGAGGGUUACGGUCUGUCGUGGAGCAAGGUCCGCACUGGUCACAUCCUCAGUGCAAGCGAGGACACGACCGUCGCCCACUGGGACAUUGAGCAGUACAAGAAGGACGACAACGGCAUCAAGCCCCUGCGCAAGUACACUGGCCACUCUGCCUACGUCGGCGACGUCGACUGGCACUCCGAGUACGACUACAUGUUUGGCUCAGUAGGCGACGACCACAAGCUCAUGAUCUGGGACACACGAAGCGACAACCCUGCCAAGCCUAGCCAGCAGGUCGAGGGACACAGCGGGGCUGUCAACUCGGUCGCGUUCGCUCCCAGCAACCCCAACCUUUUGCUCACCGGUUCGAGCGACAAGACGAUUGGCCUGUGGGACAUUCGCAAGCUGUCUCUCAAGCUGCACUCGUUCGAGUCGCACACGGACGAGGUGCUCCAGGUUGCCUGGUCGCCACACUCGCCCGUGCACUUUGCGUCGGCAUCGUCUGACCGCCGCGUGCACAUCUGGAACCUGGACGCGAUUGGCGCCGAGCAGACGCCCGACGACGCCGAGGAUGGACCUCCCGAGCUGCUCUUUGUCCACGGCGGCCACACGUCCAAGGUCAACGACCUGUCGUGGUCCCCAAUGGCCAAGUGGCACAUUGCCACAACAGCCGACGACAACAUUCUCCAGGUUUGGGAGCCUUCUCGGCACAUCCGGGCCGCUGCCGAGGCCGACGUGUCGGCCAUGGACCUCGAGUAA
Messenger RNA from Vanrija pseudolonga, 1296 nucleotides. RefSeq names its product Histone acetyltransferase type B subunit 2 (gene HAT2). Gene Ontology annotation, biological process: regulation of DNA-templated transcription; chromatin remodeling. Gene Ontology annotation, cellular component: Rpd3L complex; cytoplasm; nucleus. Gene Ontology annotation, molecular function: histone binding; nucleosome binding. The coding region runs from base 1 to 1296 and encodes 431 amino acids. NCBI's taxonomy places the organism in Eukaryota, Fungi, Basidiomycota, Tremellomycetes, Trichosporonales, Trichosporonaceae. The record is from RefSeq and is a predicted model, not a curated record. The transcript is spliced from 7 exons.